CUUCGUGGCUAGUGCAUGGGGAUCUGGCAGGCCGGUCCGCCUUAUGUUCAAAGUACACGCCCAAGGCACUGGCCGUGAGUUGUGCCUGGUACCCCUUGCAGCGCGCGUUAUUGCAGCCCAUCCCUUUUGCCGUAAUUGCCCCUGGUGUGCACUGUCCGCUAAGUGACAAAAUUCGAACACGUCGAGGGUCCUCAAAAGAUAGCGAUCGUCUACGACGCACACUGUUAUGACGCACACCGCACGCCUGUCCCACAUGCACGCCGCGCCGCCCACAAACACGAGCACACGACGAACACUCAGUCCUCACGCCCGCCACAACACGACGGCGACGAAGCUCUCGCCUCCGCCUCUCGUUCGCCAUCCGCAUGCGCGCGCUCGCAGCAGAGUCUGAACGAAAUGGCGGCCGUCGACACUCCGCGGUCGGUUGAUCUCGUGCGCACCGCCUCGCAGACUUCGACCAUUUCCAACCCCAGGAAUCGCAGCAUACAGCGCGUACGGCCCAGCAAGCGCGCCUCCAAUGCGUCUCUGAGCCGUAGCCGUAGCAGACAUCCUUCUCCACCUGAAGAUACCAAGAGUCUGACAUCGUUUCCGUCACUGUCACCAAGUCCAGACGCCUCUCCAGUACAGGCGCGCAUCAACGGGUGGUUUCGCACAACCGGCAUCGUGGUAGACGACGUUGUUAAAAAUGGCGACAGCAACACCGUUGCGUCGCCCGAUACAGUGAAGGCGAUUCCAGCACCCGAUAGCUCGAAAAUCCAACCACCUGCGACAACAGUGAGGAAGGUGACCAAGUCGACACAGCAGAUCGUGGGAAGUUUGAUGGGCGCACCCUCAGCUAAAGACCGCUCGGCACUCUUCGACGACACACCAACCGAACACUCAAGAGUGCCUGGCAACUUGCAUUUUUCUACAGACGAGAAUAUUAAAGAUGCAAUCGACCAAGCAGGCCCUGUUGCACUAGUCAGGCAGCUAGCUGGUGAUCUGGCACAGCGAGAUGCGCAAAUCACCGCUCUACGACGAAGGGCCGAGGAGCGCGAGAGAAUUCUAAAGAAGAUGUUGCAGGAAUGCGAGGUGUCGAACAUGGACAUCGAAGCCCGACUUCGCGACCUUGACAAGAGCAGGGAGCAAUCGAACGAGCUUACAAAGCAACGAACAAGAGGCGACAGUGCACUUUCCGGCCUACAUCCGGACGACACUAUGGAAGACAGAUUGGCACGGGCUAUCGAGGACGAAGUAGCCCAACACCCUGACGCUCUAGGUAUCGAGACUGCACCACGGGCUGACGUGGCCUCGAUUUACUCCAUUGCUUCAGAUGCCCCACGUGAGACCGGACGGCCUGGGUGGAAGAACUACAUUUGGAACGGCGCAAGCAGGAAAAGCAGCCGAGCUCCCUCUGUUGCAAGCAUGAUUGACAGGGAAGCAUCAAGCCUAUCAGUGCAGGGAAGAUCGCGAGCGAACAGUGGGGCUAAGGCGCCUCGAAAGGCACUCGUAAAUGACCUGUUCUUGCCCCCUGCACCAGAUAAAGGAGGCAGUGCUGUCCCUGCCUUACGCCGUCUCCAGAGCCAUGAUCACGGUGGCGAAGGCUCGGAUCGCCGGUCCUCCUCAGUCUCGCUCGCAAAUUGGGCGCUGAAGAUGGUCGCAGGAAACGCCCAAACGAGCAGCACGAAGGCCAGCACAGUGAGAGGCCGCAAGCGCACGGAUUCAGGCGAUGCAGACCGCACGCCAUCGGUGGUCUCAACACGUACUAUGCAGUCCGCAAAAUCGUCUCUCGCAAACGUCCAGAAACGAAAUCUUGGUCCAAAUGGCACAAUCAAGAGUAUUGCUGGAGAUACUCCUAAGAUUGGUUCCAGCAUUGCAAGUCCACAGCCAUCCCGCGGCAUGAGUAACCUUGGGCCAGUUGAGAUGGACCGCAUCCUACCUGAGGAGUCACGACCGCCCACACUCGUUCAGCACCACAACCGAUUCGUUGGUAGCAGCGAGUAUCUUACUGAUCGAUUUGGGUUCAUUUACGAUCAACGUCGAAAGAAAAGGCAGAGUGAGGCUGCAGCUGCACUGGCACAGCACAAACGCAACAACAAAUUAGAAUCGCUUGGGGGCAGUAGGUCCGCGGUCAAUUUGAUGGGGCUCGACGAAGAAACCGAAGAAUCCGCUGCAACAUCAAGCGGCGACGUCUCACGACCGUCUAGCUCAGGGUCGGACGACUUGAGCAACAAGCCUGUAUCGAAAUCGUGGGCCGAUUAUCUCAAACUUGCGACACAGCAAACUGAGCUCUUGUCGCACACGCCAUCAUCAGCCCCUAUCACGAACGUGACCGUGGAAGCCGCCGAAACUGAGUUGAUUAAUCCGAAGAGUCAGAUAACAAUGACCAAGCGUGGAUCUUUACCGCCGUCCAGCGCUAAUCCCGAGCCUGCACCUACUCGUGUCUCAUCGAACCACGCCGAGCUUUCUGUCAUAACACCAUCAACACCUACAACGCCCAUAAGCCCGUUCCCGCCCUCACAGGCUGACCCAGUGAAGUCGUUGCUAGAUCAGAUGAGCGAUCUUCACGACAAUAUCCAAAAAGAGCGAACGCAGAUCUGGAACGAAUUUCACAAGAAAGUCCGGGCUCAGCAAAAGCGCGAGGGUGAUGCUGCCGCUGACAGCGGCUCAAAGGCCAUGCCAGAGACCCUCCUCACCGACGGCGAGAUUAUCGGCAUUGCCAGCUUAGGAAACAAAGGCAAGGUCGGUCGUGCCAAAUGGCAAGAGUUCCGGCGCCUCGUCCUCGGUGGCAUUCCUGUAAGCUAUCGGGCCAAGAUCUGGGCCGAGUGCAGCGGUGCUUCUAGCUUGCGCAUACCUGGUUACUACGAGGAUCUCGUCAACAACGGCGAGACGGAUGCCUCGAUCGCAACGCAAAUCGAGAUGGAUAUCACACGCACGCUUACCGACAACAUAUUUUUUCGCACGGGGCCUGGUGUGCAAAAGCUCAACGAAGUUCUGCUUGCUUACUCGCGCCGCAACCCAGAGGUUGGAUAUUGUCAAGGCAUGAAUCUCAUCACUGCGUGUCUCCUGCUCAUCAUGCCCACCGCCGAGGACGCUUUUUGGGUUCUCGCCACGAUGAUCGAAAACAUCUUGCCGGAGAACUACUACGAUCAGAAUCUGCUGACCUCUCGCGCGGACCAGAGCGUCUUACGCUCUUACGUUGUCGAACUUCUUCCCAAGCUGUCUGCCCACCUCGACGACUUAGAAAUCGAGCUCGAAGCGUUGACGUUCCAAUGGUUCUUGUCUGUGUUCACGGACUGCCUUUCCGCCGAGGCCUUAUUCCGCGUUUGGGAUGUUGUGCUCUGCAUGCACGACGGUUCCACCUUCCUGUUCCAGAUCGCGCUUGCUCUGCUGAAACUCAACGAGAAGGCGCUCCUACAAUGCAACACGCCUGCUGAUGUCUACCAUUACAUCAACCACCAAAUGACGAACCAUGCGAUCUCCAUCGAUGGUUUGAUACAAGCUUCAGAUGCCCUCGGACGUUUUGUCAAGCGCAAGGAUGUCGAAGAGAGGCGUGCGCGCGCUGUGGCGCAUGAGCAGGAACUUAUGAGGCAGCGUGAAGAAGCACGACAAGAGCGUGCCAAGAAGAGGGCCAGCAAAGCCUCUGUCACUACUGAGGAGCCGAUGUCACCUAUCACGCAGGACGACACCAAGAGCCUGUCUGCUAGUCUCGACGCGGAGCUGUCAAUGCAGACGAGCCCAAUGCGAACACCUUUAUCUGGCCACAGCCAGCGCAGCGAAGAGGAAGAAGAUGCCGAACGACUAAAUCGCGAACUCGAACUUACUGAACGCACGCCAAUGCCCAUGGAGGAGGAGUUUACGUGGCGUGCAUAAGAUAUGAGCGCCAAUCUUUCCUUCCUGCAACUUUCUUUCUACAGAUACCAUUCUCUCACAUCAUGUCAAUGCAUAAAUCGGCGCUUUACACAACCGGACAUGGGACUUUAGCAUACAUAUACCCCUUUCCUUCUCUGAGCACCGCCUAUUGCAUUUUGUCAAGGCUCUUGAUAUCGUUACUAUCCUUUCCUCACUGCGCUCUCACAUUAGGUCACCCAUAGUACCCUGAGUCCAUAUUUUGGAUGCACUGGAUUUUGAAUGAAAAUAUUGCAGCAAUAUGUCGCCUAUGCAGCAGAAUCCAAACGUGUCACACUUGUUCAUCUUCU
Molecule: messenger RNA, 4178 nt
Organism: Boeremia exigua
Lineage: Eukaryota; Fungi; Ascomycota; Dothideomycetes; Pleosporales; Didymellaceae
Product: rab-GTPase-TBC domain-containing protein
Exons: 1
Coding region: 397-3852 (1151 amino acids)
Source: RefSeq, a predicted model, not a curated record